This is a messenger RNA of Bombus pascuorum, 2162 nucleotides long. RefSeq names its product ribosome quality control complex subunit TCF25 (gene Nulp1). The record is from RefSeq and is a predicted model, not a curated record. NCBI's taxonomy places the organism in Eukaryota, Metazoa, Arthropoda, Insecta, Hymenoptera, Apidae. Bases 178 to 1974 code for a protein of 598 amino acids. Gene Ontology annotation, cellular component: RQC complex. The transcript is spliced from 9 exons.
UGCAUAACGUGAUGCAUAACGUGACUAACAAGCUUGUAGUAAAGGUAAUGAAUUCAUUUCAAUACAUUUAUAGUAGUUAUGCUUAGACUUGAAGAGAAAAAUUGUUAAGUGAGGAGCCAAGACAAGUUCAGAUUGUAACGAGAAUUUUUGGUAGGUUAAAAAUUAAUUCUAUUCAAAAUGUCUACACGGCAUAUAAAAAAAGUAUAUGGAAGUGAUGUAUUAUUCGAGAAGAAUAGUGAAAAUGAGAGUGAGAUGGAAAACUCGAUAAUUGGCGAUAUUAAAUCAAAGGCAUUCAACUUCUUUGAUGUAUUGAAUCAAAAUUCUGAAAUUAAUGAAGAAGAAAAUAAAGAAGAACAAGUAGCGGAUGAAAAUAGUAUUGAUGAAACCAAGCACAAGAAAAAAAAGAGAAGACAAAGAAAAUUAGAAGGUUGUAAAGCCCAAAUUGUUGAAUCGAAAGAAGAAAAUAUAGAUGAAAUUGAAAGAACAGUGAGGGAAGUGAAUAAAUUACUUGGGGAACCACUUCCAAGUUGUAGCUUCCAAAGUACAGAUAAUUUUCAGUGGAGCCAACAAAAGUCUAAAGAGAAUAUUUUGUUAGUGCAACAUAAGCACUUAAAUUCGUAUUAUGAACUGAAGAGAAUAUUUGGUAGCAAAACAGUACAAGCGGAACAACAAAAUAGGAAACAUAGAGUACGUGUGAGCCAUGCAAGGAAAACCUGGUUGGUUUCUGCUAGACAUAAUUGGCCACCAAUUAAUAAAUUUGGCCUUUCAAUGUCUGUGGAUCGUACUAUAAAAGCAACUAAUAAUGUUCAAUACUUUGUGUUUGAUCACAAUCCAACAUACAGACAAAUACAGCAAAAAUUUUUACAAGCUGUUGAAAGCUCAAAUCAUGAAAAUAUCCUGAGUAUAAUCAAUGUGCAUUCUUAUCACGUAGAUGCAUUAUUACAAUUAGCCGAUCUGUGUAAACAGAAUGACGAUUUAGCAAUGGCUGCACAAUUGACGGAACGAGCUUUGUACUGCUUAGAAUGCGCUUUUCACCCACUGUUUAAUUAUACAACUGCUCUUUGCAGAUUAGAUUACAGGAAACAGCAAAAUCGCUCUUUAUUUAUAACUUUAUUUAAACAUAUUAAUUUUCUUUGUGGACGUGCAUGUUACAGAACAAGCUUGGAGUUUUGUAAAUUACUUCUGUCACUUGAUCCAGAAGGUGAUCCAUUAGCUGUGGUUCUUUGUCUUGAUUUCUAUGCUUUAAGAGCAAAGGAAUACGAAUGGUUUAUAGAAUUUUGCAAUCUUUGGGAUAGUACAAGAAACCUAACACAGUUGCCAAAUAUAGCAUACAGUUUAGCUUUAGCCCAUUUUCGUUUAGGCCACACAAGUAUUGCUAACGAACUUUUACAAAAUGCUUUAAUAAUGUUCCCGGGUGUAUUGAUGCAGUUACUAGAAGAAUGUGGAAUACAAUCUGAUGAAAUGGUACGAUCCUAUGAUUUCUUUAACUCUAAAGCAGCACUUUCAACUGCACCAUCUCUAGAGAAGUUACAAACUUUAUAUGUUGCUCGUAACUUUCUUCUAUGGAAAGAUGUAGAACUUUUACCAUGGUUACGUGAAAAUGUACACGCUGUACUAAGUCGUGUUGAUUCACAAGAUGAUUAUGUAAAGUAUUGUGAGGAAAAACGGAAAAAACGUUACCAAGGGAAAUUACCAAGAAAUAUUUUGCGACAUAUUAUAUUGUCUGAUAUAAAAAAUAUCAGUGUGAACACUCAUGAGGUACAAAUUGAUGGUUUUAUGCUCUCACAUGAUCCUCUACCACCUGUGGAUAGUAUUGAUAUUUACAGACGAUCUGCCACAAGAGCAAGGUCAAACAGAAAUGACCCUGGUUUUUUAUCUCUCUUUCUUUCAUAUAUAUCCAGGGAUAUUGGUAGAGAUGUUGCGGAAGUUCUUGAAAAUACAAAUUUAUCCUAUGAUAAUGAUGAAGAAAUAUAAAAUUGAUUUCAAGUAUUGAUUACUGAUUAUAUCGUGGAAUAACAAGUCAGAGUACAGGAAGUUUGCUUUCCAUUAAAUAACAUAAAAAUGAAGUUAAUAUGUGUAUAAAUAUUUUUCAAACAACAACUAUUUUUAUGAAAAUAACAUACAUUUCAUGGCAGGUAAUAUAUAUAAUAUUUAGUAAUGAA